Molecule: messenger RNA, 444 nt
Organism: Ipomoea nil (Japanese morning glory)
Lineage: Eukaryota; Viridiplantae; Streptophyta; Magnoliopsida; Solanales; Convolvulaceae
Exons: 3
Coding region: 91-444 (117 amino acids)
Source: RefSeq, a predicted model, not a curated record
CUUUCUAUCUCAAAAAUUUAGAUUGCUUGGAAUUUGGAUUAAAUUAGUUAAUUGGAUUUAAAAUUCUGCACUUCUUUCCGGGUUAAGGUUAUGACGAGCAACGAUGAGCUGAGUGAGGGUCAGAGGUGUGCUAAUUUUGAGACGGAAUAUGACAAGUGGUAUGCUUCUAUCCCGAAAAAGCGAAGUUUGCUUGACGAGCUGCUUGUCAAGGUUGAGGUUCAGUUGAGCAACAAUGAACUGAGUGAUAGUGAGCGUGUUAAAUUGAUGGCGGGAUAUGAGAAAUUGGAGGCUUCUAUGAUGAGAAUACACAGUUUGCUUAAGGAGAUGCAGGCCAAGGUAGACAAGCGGGAUGUCAGGAUAGCCAAGUUGCAUGCCAAGCUGUACCACAAUGCGGUGGAGAGAAAAAGGCCACGGAUCAUGAUCGGUUACGAUGCUGAUGAUUAG